Molecule: messenger RNA, 2821 nt
Organism: Boleophthalmus pectinirostris (great blue-spotted mudskipper)
Lineage: Eukaryota; Metazoa; Chordata; Actinopteri; Gobiiformes; Gobiidae
Product: lamina-associated polypeptide 2, isoforms beta/gamma-like
Exons: 9
Coding region: 87-1739 (550 amino acids)
Molecular function (GO): DNA binding
Source: RefSeq, a predicted model, not a curated record
CCGCUCAGCAGACCGGAGACAGCCCCGGUGCUCCUCUGCGCCUCUGGAUUCACUUGCCCUGUACGUGCUGGAAUCGUACCGCAGACAUGCCCGUGUUUAUGGACGACCCGUCGGUGCUGACCAAAGAGCGUCUGAAGAGCGAGCUCCUGGCGCACAACGUGGAACUCCCCGGAGGAAACCCUCCUAGAGACGUGUACGUGCAGCUGUACGUGAAAACCCUGAGCGCGCAGAGCCACGGCACCGACGCCACUCGGGACGGAUUCUCCAGCGACGAGGAGCUGCCGCCGCCUCCGGUGACCCGCAGGAGCCGCUCCUCCGGGAGGAAGUCUGAGGCGGCUCGGCUGGACGUCACUCUGCUGACAGAUGAAGCUCUGAGGGACCAGCUCCUCGUGCAUGGGGUCCACGCAGGGCCCAUCGUGGCCUCUACCCGGAAGCUGUAUGAGAAGAAACUCCAGAAGCUCCAGGACAAAGGAGCCGUCCUCUCUGAGCCCCAGAAGAACCACAGCAGCAGUCAAGAGGCCGAGCUCUACAGCGACCAGGAGGAGGAGCCCACCGCUGACACUGGCCCCAGACCGGCCCCGGAGCCAGAGCCGGUGCCCGAACAGAAGGAUGGUGUGAGGAGCCGCAGAAACAACAUUUCACAGAGACUCAGCAGCAGCCAGCAUAGCACGAGAUCUAUGGAGCGGACAGCAGAGGGCGCUGAGCUCACACGCAGGUCCAAGAGGUUGGCCCACAGAAUGGUUCCUGAGGAUCUCAGGCCCCUCUCGACAGAAAAGGAGGCAGAAAAAACAUCUUACAGCCCUGUCAGGGGCCCCCUGCCUCCCUCCUCCAGAUGUGCUGCAUCUCCUGUGGCCUCUGUUCUCUCCUCCAGACCUGCUCCAGCCCAUGGCCAUGUGGACCCUGGCUCUGGUACCAGGCAUGGUCUGGCCCCAAGCUCUGUGACUAUUGACUCUCCAUCCAGACCUGGUCACCCACCUGUUGGUACUUUAUCUUCAGUAAGACCUACCCCAGCUCUGGACCCUGUGGUCCCUGUGUCUUCUUCUAGAUCUGCUCAGUUAGCUUUGGCCCCUGGCUCCUGUUCCGGACCGGCUCCAGCACGUGGCCUUGUGGCUCGUGGUUCUUCUACCAGACCUCCUAAGGCUGUGGCUCCUGGGAGCCCCUGGCCCUUCUCUCCACAGGUCCCUCUGGACCCACUUACCUCCAUCUUCAGGUGUAACAUCUCCCCCAUAUUGAAGCCAUCACAGACCAAGCCGGACCAUGUGCUGUCAGCAGCGACGGAGAAGGUGCAGAAAGUAGAGCAGGUGGAGAAGAUCCAAACAGAUCCACCACCAGAGGAGGACCCUGCAGUGCCAGAGCUCAGUUUCACAGGACUAACAGCCUCGUGUCGCCGGCCAAUCAAAGGAGCCGCUGGUCGUCCUGUGAUACUCUCCAAUCGCAGCCAAUCAGCACACACAGAGAUCAAAGUCAGCAACUCCACCUCUUCCAUUACCAACACUGCCAACCCUGCCCUUUCCAGCGCCCACUCUGCCCCUUCCUAUACCAGCCCUGCCUCCUCCAGAGCCACACCAACCCUCCCCGACGCUAGCGCCCCCUCUGCCCGUCAGGCCAAGGCGCAGGGGGGCAUAUCAUGGUGGAAGAAGCUCCUCCUCUGGGCCGUGCUGGCUGGGUUCCUGUUCCUCGUGUACCAGGCCAUGGAGACCAACAGCGCCGCCCCGUUCGAGGAGGCCAAGGAGAUGUGAAGAUGGUUACUUUUUUUUUGUAAAAUAGUUCUCCUCAACUGUGACCUCUGACUGUGCUCACUGUAAAAAAGUCUACAGGAGUCCCAUUAGGUUCCUUUUAGGCCUUCUGUACAUAAGACUCUAAAGUGUAAUCUUACCAGAUCUCUAUUAAUUUGACAGGUUCGGCUGCGCUCUUCCUCUGAAGUGUCACGUGAAAACCAUCUCAUGGACUGGGACAGUAUUAAGGUCAUAGGCACAGAGAACAACAGACACCAUUGUUGGAUCAUGGGGAGCCAUCCAGAUCUGGAAAUGUGCCCACCAGACUGUAAAUCGUGAUGAGGGUCGUACCAACUCUCUCACACCUGAGAUAUAAUUCUUAUUUAUUUGUUAUAUAAAUAUUUAUAAGGAUAAAAAGACAUCGGGUCGCGGGGGCAGUAGUCCCUGCUUAGACUGCUGCCCUCGUGACCCGGCCCCGGAUAAGCGGAAGAAAAUGGAUGGAUGGAUAAAAAAACAUCAACAGUAUGACAUCAUCAAACAUACAAAAAAUGAAUGAAAAAGGCGUAGAAAGAAGAGCAAUCUUAUGAUGACUAAUUCUAAAGACGUCUGCUGUCGUUCUACUGCCCCAAGUAGGAAAACUGCGCCAAAAAAAGUUUAAAUGAGCUGAUCAGACACAUUACAGCACCAUCAUGUGACACUUCUGAGGAAGGCAGCAGAGAGCUCCAACUGUCAUGGUAUGAAACUUAAGGUCAGUACAUAAGAACCUUAAUAUCAUCUAGAGGAGAUAAAAUAAAAAUAAUUUUAUCUCCUGUAGACUCAAGUAAAAUUGCAAAUCCUGUGUCUGUCUUUGAAGUUAAAUGUUUCCUUACCUGCCAGAAAAUGUAGCUUUUAAAUAAGAGAAACCUAAAUGCAGUCUUAAAAAUCAAAGCAGUCUGAUUUCAUUCUCCUGUAUCUUGACUUUUUACAGUGUCCCAAAGCUUUCCUGUGUGCUUUGCAGUGAAAACAAACCUUUUUUCAUGUUUUAUAUUUUGAGUUUGUUGAAUACUUGUGUACUUUUCAAUGUGCCUUACAGUUUCUAAUAAUAAAGUUUAAUUUCUAAUAAUGCA